Messenger RNA from Pantherophis guttatus, 1104 nucleotides. RefSeq names its product syntaxin 18 (gene STX18). The record is from RefSeq and is a predicted model, not a curated record. Gene Ontology annotation, biological process: retrograde vesicle-mediated transport, Golgi to endoplasmic reticulum; intracellular protein transport. Gene Ontology annotation, molecular function: SNAP receptor activity. Gene Ontology annotation, cellular component: endoplasmic reticulum; membrane; SNARE complex. Lineage: Eukaryota; Metazoa; Chordata; Lepidosauria; Squamata; Colubridae.
CGGCCCCUCCCUCCCGUCAUGGCGGCGGCGGCGGCGGACAUCACGGCGCUCUUCAAGGCCUCCGUCAAGACGGUGAAGACGCGCAACAAGGCGCUGGGCGUCCCGCCCGGAGGAGCCGACCCCGCCGCCCUCUGGCCCAGGCGCGCCCCCCGGGGAAGGGGAGGCUUCUCCGCCCGAGCCCGCGAAGUGGUUAAUAACAUUGGGAAACUCAAAGACUUUCUUCUGCAGCACCGGAAAGAUUACAUAAAUGCUUAUAGCCAUCUCAUGUCUGAGUAUGUGCGAAUGUCCGACACUGACCGAGAUCAGAUUGACCAAGAUGCCCAAAUCUUCAUGAGAACCUGUGCUGAUGCAAUUCAGCAGCUAAGAGCAGAAGCACACAAAGACAUCCAUUCCCCACAAGUGAAGCAGCACCGAGAAACUGUAUUGGAUUUCAUUGCAGACUAUUUAAAAAGAGUGUGCAAGCUGUACUCGAAACAAAGAGCAAUACGGGUCAAGCGCGUAGUGGAUAAAAAGAGAUUAUCCAGGCUUGAGCCUGAGCAAAGCAGUAAGUCAGCACUCACGGCUUCUUGUGGAAAAGUGCCCGAGAUGGAGACGGAGGCUUCUCCUCCUCCUGAAGAAUUGGAAGAAAAACUCACCAGGGAAGGCAGCCGAGAGAGGAACCUAAUUGAUGAGCAUCCUGAUUUUAGUCUUGGUCAAGACAGCAGAGGAGAAGACGAGCUUUCCCCUGAAGAAAUCCAAAUGUUUGAGCAGGAAAACCAACGCCUUGUGGGUGAAAUGAACAGCCUGUUUGAUGAAGUGAGGCAGAUUGAAGGGAAAGUAGUUGAAAUAUCUAGACUUCAAGAAAUAUUUACAGAAAAAGUAUUACAACAGGAAGCUGAAAUUGACAAUAUCCACCAGAUAGUUGUGGGUGCAACGGAGAACAUCAAGGAAGGCAAUGAAGACAUAAGAGAGGCAAUCAAGAAUAAUGCUGGAUUUCGAGUGUGGAUCCUCUUCUUCCUGGUCAUGUGCUCCUUCUCUCUGUUGUUUCUGGACUGGUAUGGAAGCUGAUCCUGGCCCGCAAUAAAGGCUGUGGAACCACCUCGCCAGGUGACAGUAGUUCACGCA